GUGGCUCGGUUCCGCAAGGUCUGAAAGAAAAGUAGGCACUUUUCUUCAUCGGUGCAACCGUUCAUGGUCGCACUCUGGUUGAAGGAGUCCAGGUGGAUCUCCGGAUCUUCCUUCCCGGUGAAUCUGGGGGCAUCGGUCUUGACCUUUCGCGGGAAAGGUGUCAGAUGGACCCUUGUGGUGAACGGGGACCCUGCCAGGGGUUUGUCCCGGUCAUUCUUCUCCCCGACCUUCUUUUCCAACCUUUCCAGCUUUGCCUCCAUCUGCUGGACGCGGUCGUUUGGGAUGGUUAACUGGUUCGCCACCGGUAACCUGGGCUGGCUUUCUGCCUCCCCUUCCUGGUGGGAGGCCCUCGUCCUCGCUGGCUCCUGCCGGUUAGACCGGGAGCGCCGGGUGCGGGCAGGCUCGGCCUCCCGCACCUCGCCUAGCCGGGCGAAUGCGCUGACGUGGGCAACACUCUGCCCCAGCCUCUGCUUGGCUGACUUCCUCCCUAUCCCCCAGCCUUUCGAAGGCGGAGUUUCGGGAGGUCGCUGGCCGGAUGUUUUUUCCUUUCUUCUUCUUGUGGGCCCUCGGGAUGUCCCACUCGCCGUCAUCGCUCUCAAUCGAGACGCAGUGACCAUCAGGAGUGAUUUGCGGAUCCGUAGCUUGCGGGGGACGCGACGGCCCUGCAGCGUUAAGUGCACCGGCCAAGUUGACCGGGGCCAUGGUGCUGACCAGCUGGGGCUGGAAAGGCUAAGGGGACAGGACCACGUGCGCCCACGUGGGGGCAUGCUGCUGAUGUGGUGCGAGGUGACUGGUUUCGUCCUCAAGCUGCCUUGUCGCCUUGUGAAGGGGAUCAUUCCCUUUGUCAAGUAGUGCUUUGGAUGGAUUCUCCAGCAUCUCCAUUUGUCCUCUACUGACACGGGUCGCUACACGCCAAGCCCUCGCAGAUCCUCCUCUGCCGACACUUUCCAACCCCAGAAACUACACCGGGUAAUCUCCGAGGGAUGAAUUCAUCGAAGUCUGGAACAAAUAGGAUGACAACGUAGUUUGACCGGUAUACUUUUUGUGAAGUGUACCGGUCAUAUUUUGGCCGAUGAUAUAUUGUUUUGCUGACGAUUUAAGUCUCCCUUCCAAAACUUUCGAGAUUGACCGGUCAAAGAUUCGGCCUUCUCCUUUGACCGGUCUUGGGUGAAAUACACCCAUCAACCAUCAUCCAGAGGUCAAAACAACAAUCCCUCCGUUGAAUAUGAAGAAGAGGAUCUCAGGAACAACACACUAAAAUUUCAUCCGGACC
Messenger RNA from Cuscuta campestris, 1273 nucleotides. The record is from the annotation of a GenBank genome assembly. Lineage: Eukaryota; Viridiplantae; Streptophyta; Magnoliopsida; Solanales; Convolvulaceae.